CCGGAUUUUUUUUUACCGGCACAGGCCGAUUGUGCGGGCUGCUCGACGAGGAGCACCCCCCGCCUUUCACUCCCGUUCCUGAUUUCAGCUGGCCAGUUACCUUCCCAUGUAGACAUCCGUCGAUCCAUCCCUUCGCUGCUGCUGCUGCUGCGUUUUGUCCCAGCGCCGAAAGAGUGCACCCAACCACCUCCGAAGUAUCCGGGCUCCUAGAUUUGCUACCCGUCAGCCAGGGAGUGUGAAUGUGAAUUUGUGAGGGACGAGGCGGCACAGUUCAAUUGUCGGUCUUCUCUGCUCUGCUCUGCUCGAAUUUUAUCGACAACAUGGCAACAGCGAUGGCGACCUGUGCUUCUGCCGCCAUAGCUCAGUCAGCGAAGGUCCCAGUGGCAGCGACGACGGUUGAUGUGAGGAGUUGUAGAGCAGCUUCUUGCCUAGCUCCCGUUGGUCUGAGGAUUUCUCCAGACUGUGCCGAGCUCCAGCGCGCUCAGAGUCACAAAGUUGCCGCCCACCGAAGGGCUCUUGUUGUCACCAGCGAGGCCACCAAGACCAAGACUCCCAAAACUCCUGCUGAAGCCGAAUGGAAAGUCAAACGUGAAGCACUCUUAAGGGCCAAGGUGCGAUCGGUCAGUCCGAAGGAAGCUCUGUUGCUUCAGAAAGACCAGGGAUACACCAUCAUCGACGUUCGUCCAGAGUUCGAAUUCAAUCAGGCCCAUCCUGCUGGCGCCAUCAACAUCCAGAUCUACCGAUUGAUAAAGGAAUGGACAGCCUGGGAUAUUGCGCGAAGAGCCGCAUUUGCCUUCUUCGGAAUAUUCCAAGGAACUGAAGAGAACCCAGAAUUCAUCAAGGAAGUUGCGUCGCAGUUUCCAAAGGACUCUCCAGUUCUACUAACGUGUCAAAUGGGUGGUACACUGAGGGUCAGCUCAGCAGCCAAUGAGGGCAAGGAAUCGAGAGGUGAAAGAAAAGCUGGAUAAGGAUAGCAAAAUUAUAGUUGCUUGCAUUGCUGGCGGUACAGUGAAGCCCUCUCCCAAUCUCGCUGAUGGGUCUCAGUCCAGGUCUCUCAUUGCAGCUUACCUGCUUACUCUGGAAGGAUACACGAACGUCGUGCACAUGGAAGGUGGGCUCAGAACGUGGUUCAAGGAUGAGCUGCCAACUGAGGCUGUUGUACAAGAAUGAUGAUGCCUAUGGGAACUUAGGCUGAAUUGUAUCGAGGAUCAUGGAUUCUUGUGUGAUGUAGCAACGUGAGGAUGUGGAAAUUUUGGAGGGUACUGAAAUCAUUGUAAAUCAUCGUGUGUCGUCGAAAAGAGUCGCAUCAAUUUUGUAGACUAAAAAUUUACUGUAUUUAUAUGAAGGUUAUUCAUUCAUCUUGA
Messenger RNA from Marchantia polymorpha subsp. ruderalis, 1364 nucleotides. NCBI's taxonomy places the organism in Eukaryota, Viridiplantae, Streptophyta, Marchantiopsida, Marchantiales, Marchantiaceae. The record is from the annotation of a GenBank genome assembly.